CUCAAAAUCUUUCCUUCUGGGCCUUUCCCUAAAAUUAAUUCUUGGUAGAAGGUAUAAAAGAUGAUCAGUUCCUGCCAUCCCGCUGUUUCCUCAUGCAUCUGCCUAGAGUCACAGGGUGUUUCCCGCUGAUCCUGAACGUCUCCUCCAAGCCACAUCAGUCCCUCAAAAUCUUCCCCUCUGGGCCUUUCCCAGAAACACAGUCUUGAUAGACAGUAUAAAAGACCAGCUCCUCCAAGCACAGGAUUUCCCCCUGGUUGCCACAGAAGCCCAAGGCGCUUGGCAGCGAUGCUGGUCUUUCUCCCUCUCCCAGUCCUCCUGGCCUCCCUGGCCUUGUUCCAGGCUACAGCAUCAGCUACAAAAGCACAGACCCCCAGCACUGCUGCCAUCUCUGAUGCUGUGAAUCAGGCCAAGGUCCAGGUCAACAAGGCCUUCCUGGAUUCCCGGACCAGGCUAAAGACUGCCAUGAGCACGGAGGCGCCCACCACCCGACAGCUCUCCGAAUAUCUCAAGCAUGCCAAGGGCCGGACCCGCACGGCCAUCCGCAACGGGCAGGUGUGGGAGGAGUCCUUAAAGAGACUGCGGCAGAAAGCCACCCAGACCAACGUCACAGACCCCAGCCUGGACCUGACUGCGCUUUCUUGGGAGGUGGGCUGUGAUGCACCAGUUCCUAUGGUGAAAUGUGAUGAGAACAGUCCUUACCGCACCAUCACGGGAGACUGUAAUAACAGGAGGAACCCAGCUCUGGGCGCCGCCAACAGGGCGCUGGCGCGCUGGCUGCCGGCAGAGUAUGAGGAUGGGCUCUCCCUGCCCUUCGGCUGGACGCCGGGGAAGACGCGGAACGGCUUCCCUGUCCCGCUGGCUCGUGAGGUAUCCAACAAGAUUGCCAGCUACCUGAAUGAGGAGGAUGUUCUGGACCAAAACAGGUCUCUGCUCUUCAUGCAGUGGGGUCAAGUGGUGGACCACGACCUGGACUUUGCCCCCGACACGGAGCUGGGGAGCAGCGAGUACUCCAAAGCGCAGUGCGAUGAGUACUGUAUCCAGGGAGGCAACUGUUUUCCCAUCAUGUUCCCACGCAAUGACGAGAAGGUGAGGACGCAAGGGAAAUGCAUGCCUUUCUUCCGAGCCGGGUUUGUCUGCCCCUCUCCACCUUACCAGUCCUUGGCCCGAGAGCAGAUCAACGCUCUGACCUCCUUCCUGGAUGCCAGCUUGGUGUACGGCCCUGAGCCCAGCCUGGCCAGGCGCCUCCGUGACCUCAGCAGCCCCCUGGGCCUCCUGGCCGUCAACCAGGAGGCCUGGGACCACGGGCUGGCCUACCCACCCUUUGACAACAAGAAGCCGAGCCCCUGCGAGUUCAUCAACACCACCGCCCGCGUGCCCUGCUUCCUGGCAGGAGAUUCCCGAGCCUCAGAGCAGAUCCUGCUGGCCACUUCCCACACCCUCCUUCUCCGAGAGCACAACCGGCUGGCCAGAGAACUAAAGAGACUCAACCCUCAGUGGGAUGGAGAAAAGCUCUACCAGGAAGCCCGGAAAAUCCUGGGAGCCUUCAUACAGGUAAGAGGCCCAGGAGUGCUGCCACCUCCGCCACCAGCUUCCACUCCUGGCCCUGCCCUCUGCUCACUGUCGCCAAUCCACACACACACCCCCGUUUCCUCUUUCCUCUCCUCUGCUGCCUUUCCCCAUCGUCUCUUUCUUUUAAACCCUCCCUUUUGUUUCUUCGGCUUCCCUGUCCCUAAAGGAGUCCCUGGAUGCCGAGUGUUGGAGAAUCAUUUAUGUGGGUCACACAGUGUCCCUGCCCAGGUGCCAUCCCUGGCAUCACGGGCCCCAUCCCUCCUGGGACUCUCACAUCACAGUUAUUUUGGUUGUUUUGAUUGAAUAAUUUUCUCUUCA
This is a messenger RNA of Phacochoerus africanus (Common warthog), 1887 nucleotides long. Its product is annotated as lactoperoxidase-like. The coding region runs from base 286 to 1872 and encodes 528 amino acids. The transcript is spliced from 9 exons. Gene Ontology annotation, biological process: response to oxidative stress. The record is from RefSeq and is a predicted model, not a curated record. Lineage: Eukaryota; Metazoa; Chordata; Mammalia; Artiodactyla; Suidae. Gene Ontology annotation, molecular function: heme binding; thiocyanate peroxidase activity.